GACAAAAAUGGCAAGGGCAAUUGCAGGUAUUUCGACUAGACCAGCUAAAGCCUGAAAUUGACAAAAAAGACAAAAAAAAGAUUGUUCAAUUGAAAAUAACUAAAUAUUUCAACGUUCAUUUAUUGAGUGUUCACAUUCUGAAUAACAGGCGGCGCUGUACAUAGUACGUGUGCCGUCAAUGUGUCAAAUCAUCAGCUGUUCAAACUCUCUUCGAAAUGGGUUUCAUGUGUAUAUACGUAUGUGUUUGUGGAUUGUAAUAGACAGACUGAGAUCGAGAGAAAAAGCGGUCGUAUAGAGUAUAUCUCUCGCGCUCAACACAUAGCAUCUAUUCGAAGUGUCAUUGGACAACGCGCGUUUUCUCUUCUCUUUUCUGUUCAGUAUACGAUUCUUUUUUUCUCUUGUAAAUUCGGUACGUUCACUAAAUUCGGUCCAAAAUUAGAUUGUGUUAUUAUCGAGAUUUGUGUUCGAAAUCAGUUCAAAUCGAGCUGAAUCAACAAUUUGUGCCCACAGUGACAUUAGUUUUCUUUUCUUUUUUUUUAUCAAAUUGUGGCAUAUUUUCACAACCAUCGAUAUUUCAAAGUGUUCAAUGGUGGACGUGUACCUCGUUCAUGCAAAUCAAUUUAUUCGUAUCGUUUGAUGUGUUGAAACAAUUAUUUUUUAGUUAAAAUUCCAAAUUUAGUGAACUGAAACCGAUUUAAAUCUAGUAAAAAAAAGUAAACAAGUAAGAAAAUGUCGAGUUCAUUGAGUGAAUUACGUAAUUUUCGAUUGAAUAAAGGCAGUGCAAGUACCAAUGGAACUAGUUCAUCAAGUAAAUUGGCAACUGGCCGUAAGCGAAUUCGUGCAAUCAGCGACAGUUCGGACGAUGAACAUGCAAAGAAACAAACAUCACCACAAAAACCCACACAGAAUGGCACAACCGCUGCCCCAUUGACGACUGAAGACAAAGUAGAACGUUUCCACAUCUUUCGGGAAAUUGUUGAGCAAAGCAAAGUGGAUUCAUUGAUUUUGCAGGAUUUUCUCGUUCGAAACGAUUGGGACGUACAGAAAGCAUAUGAUGCGCUGCAAGAUGAUCCCAAAUACAAAAACUCCGGCACACAUUCCACUCCAACCAUCAAACAAUCACCAAGUGUUUCAGCGAAUCAUUCAUUAAAUGCCUCCGUCGAGGUGGUACGAGAGCAAAGGCAAAAACAGAACAAGCCUAAGAAACGACGUGUACACGAUAGCGAUGGAGGCGGUAGUAGUGAUGAUUGUGGAUAUGGUGGAUCGAAUCGAGUGUAUAACAGCGACGAAGACAGUGACGACGACACAUCAUUCCUAAUGACCAAAGAUCGAAAGAGAGUUUUGGAAUUCCUGAACACGGGCACAAAUGGCGAACUGAUGGCAGUGAAAAGUUUAUCGGCCAAAAAGAUUGAAGUGUUGUUACCAUUGCGACCGUUCAAUGAUUGGACUGAUUUACGGUUUAAAAUCGAUUCCAACAAAUUUUUGUCGAUGGACAUGUUGAACGCUACGCAAGAGUACUUGAAUCAGCGCAACAAUAUGGCCCGCAUAAUGAAAAAGUGCAAGAAAUUGGUGCAAAAACUGGAAGAUGCCGUUGCAAAGGGCGAUAAAGUGGUCAAACAGCCGUCUCUUUUGAAUCAUGAUUUAAAGUUGGCCGAUUAUCAAUUGGUCGGUUUGAAUUGGCUCGCAAUUAUCCAUUCGCAGCGGAUGAAUGGCAUUCUUGCCGACGAAAUGGGAUUGGGGAAGACCAUUCAGGUGAUUGCAUUUUUGGCGUAUUUAAAAGAGACGAAUCAAUCGCAUCGAACUCAUUUAAUCGUUGUACCCUCAUCAACACUCGACAAUUGGGACAAUGAAUUGUCCAAAUGGUGUCCGGCUUUGAUUGUUGAAAAAUACUACGGAAGUGCGGCCGAACGUCGUUCGUUGCGUAUUCAAUGGUCCAAAGGCGGAUUGGAAGGUGUUGAUGUUUUGCUCACCACAUACCAUAUGGUUGCGUCAACGCCAGAAGAACGGAAAAUGUUCCGUGUGACCCGAAUGCAUUACGUCAUCUUCGAUGAAGCGCACAUGCUGAAGAACAUGACUACACAACGAUACAUUCAAUUGGCUCAAAUCAACGCCGAAAGCCGUUUAUUGCUCACGGGUACACCAUUGCAAAACAAUCUGCUGGAAUUAAUGUCGUUGCUAUGCUUCGUGAUGCCUUCAAUGUUUGCCAAUAAUACCGACGACAUAAAAAACCUCUUCCAGAAAACGAAGCAAAUCAAAGGCGAAGAGUUGACGGCAUUUGAAAAGAAUCAAAUCGAACAAGCAAAACAGAUUAUGAAACCGUUUGUGUUGCGUCGAUUAAAGGAUGUGGUCUUGACCUGUUUGCCAGAGAAGAAAUACAAUACAAUCAAGGUACCGUUGACAGAAACACAGAAGGAAAACUAUCAGGAAUUAGUGGAGUUGUAUUCGAGUGACGAUGGCAUUGUGCAAGCAACGAAUGAACAAAGUGGCAUCUCAAUCAUGAUGGAUAUGAGAAAGCUAGCAAAUCACCCACUUCUUUUGCGUUAUUAUUACAGCGAUGAUACGGUGCAUGAAAUUGCCAAAAUCCUAUCGACACAUCCAAAUUACAAAAAGAAUCGCAAUCCUCAGUAUGUUUUUGAAGAAUUGGCUCCGCUCUCCGAUUUUCAACUCUUUCAAACCAUGCAAAACUAUCAAAUUACCGGUUAUAAAAUUCCCGAUCGUUUGAUUGUCGAUUCGGGCAAGUUCCGUGAGCUCGACCGAUUGCUGCCUGAACUCAAGGCGAGCGGACAUCGUGUGCUGGUCUUUUCCCAAUUUACGAUGAUGCUGGACAUUUUGGAACGUUACUUGAACAUUCGAAAGCACCAGUUCUUGCGAUUCGAUGGGCAAACGGCGGUGGUUGAGCGGCAAGCAAUCAUCGAUGAAUAUAUUGAAAACGAAGAUAUUUUUGUAUUUUUACUAUCAACGAAAGCGGGUGGUUUGGGAAUCAAUCUAAUCGCUGCCGAUACAGUGAUCAUACAUGACAUUGACUUCAAUCCGUACAACGAUAAACAGGCCGAGGAUCGUUGCCAUCGAAUGGGGCAAACGAAACCAGUCACAAUUUAUCGAUUCAUCGCAGAGGGUACGAUUGAAGAAGGCAUGUCCAUGGUGGCUAAAGAAAAGCUAAACUUGGAACGUGAAGUGACCGCCGAUGAAGCGGACAGUGAAAAUGGGGAAUCGAAUGAACAAGAUCUCAAAUGCAUGGUGCGACUAUUGACCAUGGCUUUGGGCAUGAAAGAUGAAAAUAAAGUGGAAAACAUGAUAUCACCCAUGAAGAAAAAGCCAAGCAGCUAAUUUACCCAAUCAAAACUCCAUUCCCAACAACCAUACAUUUCAACACAUUUUAUGUUCAUUCAUUUUUGUUUGUCAAUAUUGUUUGCCCCAAUUUCCAAUUCACUUUAUUACACCAUUAUUAACAUAUAUAGACAUUAUAGCAUAGACGUAAUUUACAAUUAUUGUGAUAAAUGUUAGUUGGCUGGAGCGCUCCUUUAAUUAUUACAAUAGCACGAAUAAUUUAUACAUUUUUAUGUCAACAAACAAAAUAGCACAGUGUUAAUUAAGGUUUUUAAGGAUAAUUGUCACCAAAUCACCAAAAAAGAAA
This is a messenger RNA of Sitodiplosis mosellana (orange wheat blossom midge), 3634 nucleotides long. RefSeq names its product SWI/SNF-related matrix-associated actin-dependent regulator of chromatin subfamily A containing DEAD/H box 1 homolog (gene Etl1). Gene Ontology annotation, cellular component: nucleus. The coding region runs from base 730 to 3327 and encodes 865 amino acids. Gene Ontology annotation, molecular function: chromatin binding; ATP-dependent chromatin remodeler activity; DNA binding. Lineage: Eukaryota; Metazoa; Arthropoda; Insecta; Diptera; Cecidomyiidae. The transcript is spliced from 5 exons. The record is from RefSeq and is a predicted model, not a curated record.